CGGCGGGACUCACCUCGUGGCCUCGGCGUCGUCCCCUCGGCUCAUGCCCCAGAAACAGGUCCCGACCCCGCAGCCCGACGGCCCUCCAGGCGCGUCCACCUCAACGUCGCCCGCUGCCAGGCCGUCCGUGACGCGCUACGCCUGCGCCGCCGCGCCGCCCCGUGACGUCAUGGCGCCCGCGCCGCCGCCGUCUCCGCGGUCGCGUGUGUCUUUUCCUAGUAGCCUGGGCGAAAGCUGUCUUUAUAGUGAAUGUUCACAAGGAUUGUCUUCCGGCAUGGCCUUGGGAUUAAGAUGCUUCCGCUUGGUCCACCCUGUCUUUUGUAACUCCUUUGCAGCCUUGACCAGACCUGUUUCAGAAGUGACGCUGAAGACAGUGAGUGGCAGACAAAGUGACCAUGGACAAUACAUGGCCUCACCAGCUGUACCAAUCCGUUAUUUCGCUACCAAGAAAGCCAAAGCCAAAGGGAAAGGACAGAUCCAAACCAGAGUGAAUCUGAAUGCUGCCUUGGUUGAGGAUAUAAUCAGCUUGGAAGAGGUGGAUGAAGAAAUGAAGUCUGUGACAGAAGCGCUCAAAGAUAAUUUCAAUAAGACUGUCAAUAUAAGGACCUCACCAGGAUCCCUUGAUCAUAUCACUGUGGUAACUGCUGAUGGGAAGCUUGCUUUAAACCAGAUUGGCCAGAUCUCCAUGAAGUCUCCACAGCUGAUUUUGGUGAAUAUGGCCAGCUUCCCAGAGUGUACAGCUGCAGCUAUCAAGGCUAUAAGAGAAAGUGGAAUGAAUCUGAACCCAGAAGUGGAAGGGACGCUAAUUCGGGUGCCCAUUCCCAAGCUGCCAGCGUGGAACCUGUCUUCCUGCUCUGUGGCCUCCUUGUCUAGCUGCCGUAUCGCCUAGUGGCUCUUGUACCAGAGAAGUGUGUAUGAUGGGUACAUUCCAGGAAAUACCCUUUUCUUACACAACCCACACACGUACGGACCUUUAGCAGUCUUGAAAGGGAAAAAAAGGUGAGAGAAGAAUGCCUGAUGACCUCAUUUGGGCUGGGGCGGCCACAGACUGCGUUUGAGCAACUACAGCUGCUUUUCCUUCCCCUUUCUUCCCACCGCCUGCCUGCCAUCGCUGCUUUCUCAGGGCCACUCAUUGUGCUGGAUGAGUUCCAUCCGGCACAUUGUUUCUCUGUGCCUUCCAGUCCUGCAGGGGCCUCCGUGCGGUGUUAGGGUGCCCGCCUUCUCCUCUGUGGUGUUGCUUCCUACCCGGCCUGCAGCUUGUUAGGCUCGCCUCCUGCUAUUUCGGGAUCCACGUGUGUGAAACGGGCCUCGCUCCCCGCACGUAAGUUCUGGUUGAAACACAUAAGAAAGUGCAAUCCGGAAUUGAGUGGAGCAUGGACUGAGGAGAAAGUGCCACCAACACCUGUGUAAAAGCUGCACCCCAAAGGACAGGCUCCUCUUCUCCCUGCCCCUCCUCUGUCCUCUCCCCUUCGUGUCCUGCCCCUGUUAUAGAACAUGGCAAUUGACUGCUGAGGUCCGAUCACUUUUCCAUUGCAGUCCUCUCUGGAUUCCCUUUCUCCUUUCUUCCCGCUGCACUUGGACUUAUAGGGGAGCUGGAGCAAUAGUAAUGAACUGUAUAUCUAAGCAGGCCUUAACGUAACAGCAGUGCUGUUCCGAUCACUCCCACCAGUAAGAAUAGCUGCUUCGAUUUGUCUGGCACCAACAAAGAAUGCAAGGGCCAUCUGCACUGGGCUCGGAUCCCAGGUCUACCAGCAACUUGCUGAGUGGCCUUGGGCAGGUUACUUGAUCUGGCUGAGCCUCCCUUUUCUUAUCUGUGAAAUCCAGGUAGUAGUGCCAGUGUGUCAUAAGAGCGUUGUGAGGAUUUAUGGAGCUAAUGCAUGAAGAGUGUAUCAGCUCAGAGGCUGGCACAGGGAAAGAGCUCUGCAAAUGUUAGUUAUCAUUAUUUUUACUGGAGGGGAGCAGCUACCAUCCGAGUCAUGUCUAGGCGAAUGCAAGUGUGAUAAUAAUAAGGUUCUUCCUUAUCUCACUAUCGUGCUUUAUUUUCAUUAUAGCUCUUCUGUUUCAUUUUAUGGAUUUAUUAUUUCUCUCUCUCCUUCACUAGAAUGUGGACAGGAAGAGCUCUAUCAGCUGUAUCCCUAGCCCCGAAACAGGGCUUAGUGCGUAGUAAGUAUGCAAAAAUGCCAUCAGUGUUUAUGGAAUAAUGGGAUUAAAUGAAUAUGAGCACUUGCUGUAUGCCCACUGCUAUUCCAGAUGCUACUCGUAUCAGCUAAUAUAUUCCUAACAGUCUUUUGAGGUAGGUAUAUUAUUAUGCCUCUUUUACAGAUGAAGAACCUGAGUCAUAGGGGAAUGGAGCUCUUUGGGCCCAGUGUUACACAGUAAGUGGAAAAGCAGGCAGUCUUUCUCUGAGCCAGGGCUUGACCCCCUGUGCUGUGCACUCGCUCAGUAGGAGACAUCACCAUUAUUUUUAUCACUGAUAUUAUCAAUAGCUUUUAAGUAGUUAAUACCUACACAGUCAGCAUUCUUUAACCAUCCUCUCUCAUUUGCUCCUAACACUCACUGUGGAAGAAAGGUAACAUUUUUAUUACUCCCCCUUCAUUUGACAGUUGAGGAAAUAAGAACAGAUAGUGUUUAUUGAGCACAUCGCCGUGUACCAGCAUGUUUAUGAGCUCUUCUAAUCCUCACAACAAUCUCAUUAAGUUAAUGGUAUUACACGCAUUUGACAGAUGGGAAAACUGAGGCAAAGAGGUAGAAUGACUUGCCCAGGGCCGUGCAGCUAAGAUGUGAUGGAUCUGAGCCUCAAACCCCAGCAGUCGGGCUUUAGGGACUGCUCUCCUGUGUGCCCACUGGGCAUCUUCUCAAUUCAGAGAGGACAAGUUACAUGUACACAGCUACCCAGCUUGUAAGUGGCGGGGCUGGGAUUGGAAAUCAAGUCUGCCUUUACCACCAGACCCGUGUUCUUUCUCUACCUGCAUGAAACUUGGGUUUCCAUCCUGCUGGGGUGACAAGAAGAAGUCAGCGGACUUAAUCACGGUCACUGUGCUGAGAAUGUGGAGAUGUGGCCCCCGACCUCACCUCCUUUCUCUUUCCAUCCUGCUGGGCUGUAUUUCAGCACAGUAUGUCUGGGUCAGCCAGGCCUUUAAGAGGCACGGGACGGUCGUCAGAAAGCAGGUGGCCAGUUGUGUCCCCAGAGAGAACUGAAGUUACCGCUGGUGGUAGAAGUCCCUCCAAAGUGCGCGUACGAUUUUCUUUGGGCUAAAAGGACACCUGAUGUCCUUAGGAGACAUCAGUGUAUGUGAAACAGGCUGGUGAGCUGGCAGUGGCGGGGGUGAGGCAAGAGGGGAUGGGGAAGUUGUAUACCUAGAAGCAUAGGAAGUCUGGCUGGGCUACACAAACAAAAACAUUUCCUUCAGGGCCAGUGGCCCCAAGGCAUCGGGCAGCGCCCACCGGCAAACAAUAAAGUCGGGCGUGUGUCCGCAGCUGAUUGCGGGCUGAUGCCCCUACUGGGGGGGAGGGGGCUCCCAGAAGCCGGUGAGGCGGUGGUGAGGUUUCUCUCAGUGGAGCUGUCAGACAUGUGUUUUGAUGGGCUGUUCCUUGGAUGUGCAGCUUCCUUCCCCCUCAGCCCGACCCCCACAGCUGCUGGACCCCAACUCACACCUCCCACCGCCUGCUCUCCUCUGUUCCCAUUCUUUCCCUCUCCGCUUAAGCUGCUAAAUCCUUUUGACGGUUUUCUCCCUCACGAUUCAUGUCCUGUUAGUAUCCCCAAGCCCUGGAGAGCCUGUGGUAAGAGUAAGAAUGCAGCCACCCCGCAGUGAGUGCCUAUGGUGCACCCGCUGGCCGUGCGCCAGGCCCUUGCCACCACCAUUUCAUUUAAUCCUUGCUUCUGCCCCCGUAGUAACAUUCUUCCUCCCGCUUCACACGCGGAGAGCCAGUUUGGAGAUGUUGAACAGCAUGCUGACAGUUCUGAGGCUGACUAGCAGCAGAGUGAGGAUUCCAAUUCGAGGUCUUCUUGGCUUUAAAGCAUGUUUUCCCCACCUUUUAAAGACCCCUGUGAGUAACCAGCGAUCCUUGUGAAGUCUAGUGUCUGACAUAUCAUAACUGGGUUUUACUGUAACUGCCCACGCUGAGCACAGCUUCCUCUAAUACACACCUGGUGGAUAGCUUUGUACAUGUGUCCAGUUCUCGCUGAAACAAUAGGAAGUAUCAUUUCAAUCCGGGUGAUUCUCUGCUGUGUGAGUUACCAUCAGGGCAUGCCCUGUGCUUAUUGUUCAUGCUCAAGGAAUUUUGCAGGAAGGCCCCCAUCCAGGAUGUUACUGGAAGACCUGCCUGGUGGAGUAUGUACAAACAAAGUGUGACCCUGCCAGCUCAGCCAAAACCCCUGCCUUAUGUGGGGAGGCUCUCUGACCCUAGCGGAAAAGGCUGCUGUCUUCAUCAUCCAGCCAAGAAGCUGUUCCAGGGUGGGUCCACCGCUUUCCAUCUGCCUGCCUACAGACUCCUGGGUAGACUUCUGCCAUGUGCUUAGAUCUUGUUUGUACAUCACUAUCUACUCAAAAUACAAAUCUGGUCACGUUUCCUGGGCCUCACUCAGGCUCCUGGAACUCCACAUUGUUCUUAGAAUAAUCUGCUAGGACUCUUUUAGACUUUUUUAUUGUGGUAAGAUAUACAUCCAAAUUUACCAUUACUGGGGCGCCUGGGUAGCUCAGU
Herpailurus yagouaroundi (jaguarundi) is the source of this 4701-nucleotide messenger RNA. It is a transcript of the gene MRRF, whose product is annotated as mitochondrial ribosome recycling factor. The record is from RefSeq and is a predicted model, not a curated record. The transcript is spliced from 6 exons. Lineage: Eukaryota; Metazoa; Chordata; Mammalia; Carnivora; Felidae. Gene Ontology annotation, biological process: translation. Bases 44 to 889 code for a protein of 281 amino acids. Gene Ontology annotation, molecular function: ribosomal large subunit binding. Gene Ontology annotation, cellular component: mitochondrion.